UCGAAGGAAGCUGUUCGUAUAAAAAGACAGAACAUGAGUGUCAGUUUAGAGAAUGUAAGUUGGUUGUUAAUGGUGGCCCGUUCCUUAUAUCCAGGAUCAAAGAAACGUCUUUAAUUUUUCGACUGAAUUUUCGGAAGAAACCAAAGAAAAACCAACAAAGUCGCCAAAAUGUCGUCGGAAGAGGCAUUAGUCGUCGAUAUGGUGUACCUUUACGAAAAAGAAAACGCAAAGGCCCAUCGCACCAUCAGCUACGAAUUGGUACAUCUUGAACCAGCGACUCCUGUUCUUAGAAGAGGCCAAUCUUUCUAUGUAGCCUUAAGAUUCAAUCGAGAUUAUGUGGCUGAAACGGAUAUCGUUAGAUUGCUCUUUAGUUUCGGACCAAAUCCGAACGUCCUUAGAGGAACCAGAGGAAUAAACACCAUUACCAAUAGAGACAAUUAUUUGACUGAUUUGGAGGCAUGGGGUGUUCGUUUAGUGGGCGUCAAUGGCGUUGAUCUGACCGCGGAAGUAAGAAGCCCCAUCGAUAGCCCUGUUGGCACAUGGCAAUUAAAUGUGGAGACCACCAUCGUAGGAAGUAAAAAACAACCAAAUACCUAUAGUUACGACAAGGACAUUUAUCUGCUUUUUAAUCCGUGGAUGAAAGAGGAUUUAGUAUUCAUGGAGGAUGAGCAGCUGUUGGACGAGUAUGUUCUAAAUGAUGUUGGAAAAAUAUGGGUUGGCUCAUGGGGAAGUGCACGUGGUAGAGAAUGGGUGUUUGGACAAUUCGAUGCUUGUGUGCUUAAAUCUUGUGAAUUGCUGCUAGAAAGAUCCGGCAUCAAAGCUAAUUCCAGAGGGGAUCCAGUUCAAAUGUGUAGAGCUAUUUCGAGAAUCGUAAAUUCCAACGAUGACAGAGGUGUGGUUACCGGUCGCUGGGAUGGUGAUUACGCUGAUGGUACAGCUCCAGCCGCUUGGACAGGUAGCGUGCCGAUUCUCGAACAAUUCUUAGAGACAGGCGAUUCCGUCAAAUACGGACAAUGUUGGGUAUUCGCUGGUGUUGUGACCACCGUCUGUCGUGCUCUUGGUAUACCGUCCAGAGUGGUUUCAAAUUUGGUAUCGGCCCACGAUGCGAAUGCCUCGCUUUCCGUCGAUCGUUAUUACACCAAAGACAACGAGGAACUUGAUUACGAUCCAAACAAUCUCGAAGGCGAAGAUUCUAUAUGGAAUUAUCACGUUUGGAACGACGUAUGGAUGGCUAGACCAGAUUUGCCUAAAGGUUAUGGUGGUUGGCAGGCGAUCGAUGCUACGCCACAAGAACCUUCAGGAGGUAUAUAUCAAUGCGGACCAGCUUCUGUCGAAGCUAUCAAACAAGGAGUCGUUGGUUAUAAUUAUGACGUGACGUUUAUGCUGGCUUCGGUGAAUGCCGAUUUGAUGAGAUGGAUGGAGGAUUCUGAGAGCGAGCUGGGAUUCAGGAAAAUCGACUGUAAUAAAUAUCACAUUGGCCGGAUGAUCUUGACGAAAGCACCUUGGAUUUUCGAUCCCAAUGGCGACAGAGACAGAGAGGAGAUAACAUCUAUUUACAAGGCAAAAGAAGGAACGGAAGUUGAGCGUCUGACUCUGUACAGAGCCGUACGCAACACAGAACUGGCGAAGAGAUUCUACUCUUUGCCCUCACCUGCGAAAGAAGAUGUCGAGUUCGAUCUUGUGGAUAUCGAACGAGUGAACAUCGGACAACCAUUUGCAGUUAUAGUGAACAUGAAAAAUAAAUCGAACCAGAUACGUACUAUUCAAGCUGUUCUAUCUGCUGGUAGCGUGUACUAUACGGGAAUCAAAGCACAUCUAGUAAAGAGAGCGUCUGGUGACUUCGUUCUGCAACCACAUGCCAGCGAACAGUUAAGGCUCAGAGUUACAGUGGAUGAUUAUUUGGACAAGCUUGUGGAGUAUUGUAAUAUGAAAUUGUAUUCCAUCGCUACGGUCGUGGAAACUAAACAGACAUGGGCUGACGAAGAUGAUUUUCAGGUCUUGAAACCGAGCAUCACGGUCAAGAUCGACGGCGAACCUGUAGUAGGAAAACCAUCGAUUAUCAGUCUUAGAUUCAAGAAUCCCCUGAAGAGAGUAUUAACGGAGUGUAUGUUCAAUUACGCUGGCCCCGGGUUAACAAGGAACAAGACUCUAGCGUUCAGAGACAUCGAACCUGAGGAAGACGUCUACGUGGAACAUCAAUUAAUUCCUCAAAAGGCUGGCGCGCAGAAGAUCAUUGCCACAUUUACUUCGAAACAGCUAGUUGAUGUCACAGGAUCAGCUGCCAUCGAUGUUCUUGAUGAGGAGGAAUAAGAUUGUCCGAAUUCGAACAAUGUUACAUUUUUAUCCUCAUUAGGAAUAGAUAACGCAUAUUAAUAUACACAUAUCGACACGUAUUAAUUAAAAAACGUAUGUAUAUACCUAAAAACCUGUAUAAUAUCAAUGUGGACACGUUCCAUCCAAUUAUUACUAGACUCUGGAUGCUUAUACG
Bombus impatiens (common eastern bumble bee) is the source of this 2488-nucleotide messenger RNA. Its product is annotated as hemocyte protein-glutamine gamma-glutamyltransferase. Bases 169 to 2310 code for a protein of 713 amino acids. The record is from RefSeq and is a predicted model, not a curated record. Gene Ontology annotation, molecular function: protein-glutamine gamma-glutamyltransferase activity. NCBI's taxonomy places the organism in Eukaryota, Metazoa, Arthropoda, Insecta, Hymenoptera, Apidae. The transcript has 8 exons. Gene Ontology annotation, biological process: peptide cross-linking.